This is a messenger RNA of Plasmodium falciparum 3D7, 1566 nucleotides long. RefSeq lists its product as uncharacterized. The record is from RefSeq and is a predicted model, not a curated record. NCBI's taxonomy places the organism in Eukaryota, Apicomplexa, Aconoidasida, Haemosporida, Plasmodiidae.
AUGGUAAAAAGAAACAACAUGAAUGAUGAAGAAAAAGUAUUAUAUAAAUUUAUAGAAAAUAAAAUUCUUCUAAAAGAGUUUUGUGAUAAUUAUGUUUCAAUAAAAAAAAACGAAGAAGCUCUAAAGGAAGAAUAUAAUAAAGUAAAAUUAGAAAAUCUACAACUUGAGAAUGAAAAAAAAAAAUAUGUAGAAAUCAUAAAAAAUAUAGACUUAAAAAAAGAAAAAGAAAUUGAUAGUUCCAUGUUUGAAUAUGAUACAAAAAUUAAAAAGUUAGAAAAACAAAUAGAAUUUCUAAAUGAUUCAUUAAAUACAGAAAAAGAAAAUUAUAAUCACAAAGUUAAAGAAUAUAUGUGUCUACAAGUUGAAUAUGAAAAAUGUAAGGAAUAUUUAAACAGAGAUAAAAAUAAAAAUGUUAUAGAUAUUAUACAUAAUAAUAAUAAUAAUAAUAAUCAAAAUGACAUGAAUCAAAAUAACGUUAAUCAAAAUAACGUUAAUCAAAAUAACAUCAAUCAGAAUAACAUCAACCAAAAUAACGUUAAUCAGAAUAACAUCAAUAUACUCAAUAAAAUAUAUAUUAAUAUUAACGAAAAAAUAAAAGACCUUUUACAACAAAUCAAAGAAAUAAAAACAUGUAGAUAUUAUAUCGAACAAAAUAUGAAAGGUUAUCAAUCUCUUUUAAAUGAUUAUUUAAAAAAAAUUACAGAUCUAAAUUUAAAAUAUGAUGAAUGCUAUAAAUUAUAUAAACAAACUCAAUACAAAAAUUUAAUUUAUAAAUGGCAAAAAAAACUUUUUAUAUGCGAAAUAGAAUUAUUAAAAAAUAAUAAUCAAAUUUUAACAAAUCAAAUAAUAUUGUUCAAAAAAAAUAUUAAAAAAGUUGAUGAAGAAAAAAAAGAAUAUUAUACAUUAUUAAAAAAAGCAGAAAAAGAAAAUUUUAUAUUCUUACAUAAAUUAAAGAAAAGAAAUUAUACAAAAAUGUUACAAGAUUUAGAGAAUACAAAUACGAAUGCAAAUACGAAUACAAAUACGAAUACAAAUACGAAUACAAAUAAGAAGACAAAUACGAAUGCAAAUACGAAUACAAGUACAACCUUUUCAUGUUCAUCAAAAGAUCAACUAGUUCAAAAAACCAAAGAACAUAUUUUACAGAACAAAAUACAUAAUGAUAUAAAAUAUGAACAACAUAUUACAUAUAAGAAAGAUAUGAUUCAUGAUAAGCAACUAAUAAAUGACAAUAAUAUAAUACAUAAUAAUAAUAAUAAUAAUAUAAAACAUGAUGAACAUACAAAACUUGAACAAGGUAUAUCACCUCAUUCAAAGGAAUCAUCAAAGGAUAAAACAACAUGUAUAAUAAACACUACUAGUAAAGAAAAUGUAUCAGACAUUAAACAAAACAUAACAAAUAAACAAAUCAUUAAUGUUAAUAAUAUAAAUUCAAAAAUGUUAUUUGUUUCAAAUAAAGUACUACUAGAAAAGGAAACUAAAAUAAGAAAAGGCAUGUUAUUUUUUUCAGAUAAUGAUACAGACAAAAGGAAAAGAAAAAAAAUAUAUAUACACUAUUCAUUAUAA